Carassius carassius (crucian carp) is the source of this 726-nucleotide messenger RNA. RefSeq names its product coiled-coil domain-containing protein 127-like. Bases 69 to 683 code for a protein of 204 amino acids. Lineage: Eukaryota; Metazoa; Chordata; Actinopteri; Cypriniformes; Cyprinidae. The record is from RefSeq and is a predicted model, not a curated record. The transcript is spliced from 3 exons.
GGUCAGGGUGGAUAGCUUUAUAUCGUCAGUCUGUUCUGAUCCUUAAAGAGAAGAUUAGAUUUGAGUCAAUGGCAAUACCAGAGAGACAGGGUGGUGGUGAUGGUGACAGAAGCAAGUGGAAAUACUAUGCCUUCCUGGUGCCCAUGCUGGGACUCGCUGCCUUUGGAUGGAUCUGGUCCAAGCAGUUUCAAACGGAAAUUCAGGAUGACAAAGGUGAGAUCAAUCUUCAAGCCCUGGCUUUCCAGAAUCUGAAACUCAAUGAAGAACAUUGUUACAUGAGGUUGGAAGAGAAAAGUGAGCUACCUAGACUGUUUCAAAAAGCUCUGGAUAUUGAAAAAGGACGAGAGCAGAUUGCUUUAGCAGUUCUGAAUGAUGUAGAAUACAGGCUGAUGGAAAGACAGAGGGCCUUUUGCAGUAUUUUUGUGCACCAUACAAGGAGGGUAGAAAUGGAGAAAGACCUAUUGAUUUAUACAGCCAAAGAACCCCUUCUUGCACAUCUGCAUAUGGAGGACGGACUCAGGGAUAUUUUCAAGAAUGAUCGCAGUUGUGCUGAGUAUCUCAACACAGAUAAGCGCAGGAAUGGGAGUCUGAUGUGGCUGUAUCUCAGAUACUGGAAGCUGCAACUCACUCUUCAAACACACCAGAGAGCUAAGGCAGCUAUGCUUGGCACAGACAACAAGUGACACUGGGAGAGCAGAAAUUAAUCUGUUUCACUAAAAUUAUGUA